Messenger RNA from Corticium candelabrum, 1788 nucleotides. RefSeq lists its product as uncharacterized. Bases 1 to 1566 code for a protein of 521 amino acids. The record is from RefSeq and is a predicted model, not a curated record. The transcript has a single exon. NCBI's taxonomy places the organism in Eukaryota, Metazoa, Porifera, Homoscleromorpha, Homosclerophorida, Plakinidae.
AUGGUUCCUUUCUUUAUCUACGCGCUUUGCCAGGCGACAACUCUUUCACUCGCCCUUCCUUACUACCCGCUCUAUGCAAUCGAUUCAGGCCGAACGAAACUGGAAAAGCGAGACUACGAGAUCAUAGCGACCAAUUUCUCUUACAUUCAAGGGUCCUACGACACCGAACAACUACAAGCAUUCAAGCAAGCCAAUUCCAAGUUUGCUCCCGUCUCGUACAUCAACUCCGGCAUUGCAAAUGCGAUGGAACUAGAAAUGGCGGGAAGAAUGAAUGUCGCCUUUUACUGGGCCGGUAACCUGACCGACAGUCUGUCAUCCACCGACACGAAAUUUCGUAUGCAUCUGGCUCCGGCCGUUUCCCCCCUGAAAGCAAGUAAUGUGAUAGGAAAUGUUAGCACAAAAGAUGGAUACGUUACGUUUCUACGCUUUGGUGAUGAGAUUGUAAAGAUUGUUGACGUGACAGACAACGGGUCGUUUGUUACUGUUGCUAGAGGAUUUGAUGGUAGCCAGGCUAUGUCGUACAAAGCCGGGGUUAGUGUGUUUGCUCCUGUUUAUAACUCGGAAGGGUUUCCUGGUGGAACCGACGAGAUAAGGUAUACUGUAAACCCGAUGCAGCAGUUUGCAGUCGACAGACUGGUCAAUCAUACUCUCGAAGUCGUCAGCUAUGGAUACAAGGGAUCUUGGUUUGAUCUCUUCUCUGAUCAUCAAUACGAUGCGGUCGACAUGGGUGGCAAGCGACUAAAGGCAACGUGGGAUUUCACGAGCAAUGCGUAUUACACCGAACAGAGUUUGUUAGAAGUACAGAAGGAGAGACUAGAGAAAGUGUGGAGUAUGGUCAAUAAAAAGUUGGGUUACUAUCCUACAAUAUUGGCUAAUAACGUGGCUUCGUGCUACUCGCGUGGAAAUGCUUCAGGUGAAUGCAGUCAGCUACUUGAAAAAACGCAGACUUUUAGACCACUAGACGGAUAUUGUUUAGAACAAUUUUGUGGCAUGGAGCAGAAUGGUAACUCGUAUCAAUCAGGAUGCGAUCCAACUAAGCUGUCGUUUAAUUGGGUACCUACACAGGAAUGGAUAAAACAUGUGCAGAUUGUGAUGGAUGCAGCACAGAGAAACUUGGCUGUGUUUCCUAUGGUUGCACAGGCCGGAUGCAAGUCUGUGAAACUAGAAAUGAUGGGCUCACUUCGAGACAAAUUUGAGAACUUUGCAUAUGCUAGUUACUUGUUGGCUGUGGAAGACCCAUCGGGUGUGACAAGAUUGGGCAUUCCUGCAUUCUACCAGUCAGGUGGAAAGAGAUAUGCUUAUGUUCAUCCGCGAUACACGUGGCCUAUUGGAAAACCGUCUAAAACAGUUCCGGCCGUUAGAAUAAUGGAAUAUCAAGCACACGGUCACAAGUCAUUCGUGAGACCGUUUACAGGAGGGAUGGUGGUCGUUAAUCCAUAUAACCAGACAGACACUCAAAUUUAUCUAGAUGGCUCUUACUACGACCCUGUGUCACAAACGAUGGUGGAUGCUUUGACUAGUAAGGCUCAAACAGGUUACAUACUGCUGAAGAAGAAAGUGGAUUAGUGGUCGAUACAUGCAUGGUGGGAGGCUAGCUGUAUGCACGUAUAAUUCUUGGCAUUGAGCACUCGUAUAGUUCGAUCACAGGAUGUGGUUCGUGUUUUCAUGUCAGUCACACACUCUAUGUGGCGUAGCUAAGAUUAUUUUACCGAGACAAGUUGAUAUAAAUAAUCAAAUUUAUAUCAAUCACAAUUUAUAUCAAGCUGUAGUACGAUAAAAUCUAUUACU